UCCCGCCACCUCGAUGCCCGCGGUCGACGAGUACUCGCGCGCGCGCCGCGCGCCCGCGGACAACAACGCCACCGCUAGCAGCAAUAACAGCGCCGCGUCGGGUCGUAGCAACCUCAGCGCCACGUUCCAGCACCAGGUGCAGGUGCGCGCGGGCGCCAGCGGCCCCAGCAGCCUGCGCGCGUCGUACCAGGACAAGAAGAAGCGCCACAGCAACAGCAGCAGGAAGAGCGCGCAGAUGCGCCACUCGCUCACGCACGUGCAGGCGGACGCGCCGGCGUCGGGCCGCUCCAGCGCGUCCUCCACGUCGGGCUCGGCACUGUCGCCGCCGCCGCGCAGCUCCAACUUCCUCAGCCUGCACACCACGAGCCGCGAGCUGAGUCCGCAGCACCAGCUGCACCCGGAGUAUCCGACCGCCCCCCCCGCGGGCGACGACAUCCUCAAGGUGGAGAUCCCCAAGUGGAAGUCCAAGCUCACGACGGACCGAGCGGACCGCGUGCACAUCCCCGCGGGCGCGGACAGCGCCGGCAACUCGCCCGUGGCCAGCGGAGCCGCCGGUAGAUCGUCGACGUGGAACGGCAAGGACGGACGAGGAGGACACGGAGGCUCCAUGGGCGCCUUGGUGCUGGGGAGAGACCGGGAUAGUGGCAGCAAGAAGCGGUAUACGGUGUUCCAAGUGUACGUGCACUUCCAGUCGGGAGCGGUGCGCGUGUCGGAGAAGAGGUACAGCCACUUCCGGGAGCUGCACAAGACGCUGCGGAGGAAGUACGCGACGGUGGGGAAGCUCUACUUCCCGCCCAAGAAGUUUUUCAUGUCCUUGUCGCUGCGCGUGAUUGAGCAGCGGCGCGAGGCCAUCGAGACGUACAUGAACGCGGUGCUGACGCUGCGGCCACGGCCGGCGGAGGUGGUGCAGUUCCUGAGCAGCGGCAGCAGCUCCGUGGACGAGGACGAGGACGGAAACAGCACGGACGGACCCGCGCGCGGCGUGGACAUGGUGACGGCGCCCAAGCACGUGCAAUCGACGUCGACAGCGCUCGGGACGUCUUCGCGGCUCAGCGGCAGCAACAGCUUUGCUUCGGAGGACGCUGGAGGACACAUGGUGACCAUGCAGGACUUUGAGAUCUUAAAAAUGCUCGGAAAGGGAUCCUUCGGGAAGGUCUACAUGGCCCGGGAGCGCGGGACGGACGGCAAGAUCUACGCCAUGAAGGUGCUGCGCAAGUCCGAGUUGGUCAAGCGCAACCAGGUCGGACACACCAUGAUGGAGCGGCGCAUCAUGAGCUCCAUUAACCACCCUUUCAUUGUGGGUCUCAAGUACUCGUUCCAGACGGCCAGCAAGCUCGUGAUGGUCUCCGACUAUUGCUGCGGUGGCGAAAUCUUCUUCCACCUCAAGAAGUUCCGUUCCUUCUCGGAGGCCAUGGUGCGGUUCUACGCCGCGGAGCUGGUGGCGGCCAUUGGCCACUUGCACGAGCGUGACAUCAUCUACCGCGACCUCAAGCCGGAGAACAUUCUUUUAGACGAGACGGGUCACGUGCGACUCACCGACUUUGGCCUCUCGAAAACGGACUGCACAGACUUUUCAGGCGCCAAGACUUUUUGCGGCACGCCCGAGUAUCUGGCGCCGGAAAUGCUCAUCAGCCGCAAGAAGAAGACCGAGUACGGCAAGGCCAUCGACUGGUGGAGCCUCGGCACGCUCAUGUACGAAAUGCUCACGGGGUGGCCGCCUUUCUUCGACCGGAACAUCGAGCAGAUGUGCACCAAGAUCAUGAAGUCGCCGCUCAAAUUCCCGGCACAUUUCGGCCUGAGUUCGGAAGUCAAGAGCCUAAUUUCGGCCUUGCUGGAGCGCGAUCCGGCGUACAGAAUCGGCUCCCGCCCUGGUGCGGGCGUUGAGGACAUCAAGAACCACGUUUUCUUUGCUAGCAUCGACUGGAAUUUACUGGAGAAGCGUGGUAUCAAACCGCCUUUCAAGCCGCGCGUGCGCAGCCCGACGGACAUCCAGAACUUCGACCGCGAGUUCACGAAGGAGCUACCGGAUCAUGGUUUCUUGCAGCAGGACAAACGCCUGGCAGUGUCACCGAAGAACGAGUUCCAGGGCUUCUCCUACACACGGAUCGAAGAGCCUGCGUCUCUGUCCCGCGAGUCUAGAAGCAGCAAACGGGAAAAGCGCCGGUCAGGACGCCGAUCGGAGCCACGGGUCAGCGAAGGGUACGUACGAGGAAGGCAUUGAAGCAGCGUUGGACGUCGACCUGGUUGGUCUUCUGGGUCAUCGUAGGGAUGGCUGAUUCUUGCUUCUUCUCUCUUGCUUCUUGGCAUGGGCCGUAGAAUCGAGCACGAGUCCCAGUGGGCGGAGGAACAGCAGUAUCCCGAGUUCGGCCUCGUCGGCCGCGACAGCACGGAUUUCGACACUGGUUGUAUCUAGAGCGCGUGGAUCUAGGCCAGCCCAACUGCUGGUCAACCACGUGCUCGUCAUGUCCAGUACAAGAAGAGAAAGCAGGUGGGCACCACCGUCAAGUGCAUGCGAUGAUAUUUUGUUUCUAAUUUAGACUUGAUACAGGUAUGGAGCGAUCCCCCCGAGUCGAGUUGUUCGCUGGGAGACGCGAAAUACGUUGUAAGAAAAUGAAUGAACCUAAAGAUUACAUGAGAUUAGCACAUCCAGCAAUUGCUCGUUCUGAAGACCGUCAGUUGUUGAUACAGCAAUGCUCCUCCGUUGCCCGCCGCCACUGGUGCUUGCGGUCGUAUCCGUAGAACACAGGCAGCAUCUU
Messenger RNA from Phytophthora sojae, 2756 nucleotides. RefSeq lists its product as hypothetical. The record is from RefSeq and is a predicted model, not a curated record. NCBI's taxonomy places the organism in Eukaryota, Oomycota, Peronosporomycetes, Peronosporales, Peronosporaceae. The transcript has a single exon. Gene Ontology annotation, molecular function: ATP binding; protein serine/threonine kinase activity; phosphatidylinositol binding. The coding region runs from base 14 to 2221 and encodes 735 amino acids. Gene Ontology annotation, biological process: protein phosphorylation.